Messenger RNA from Rhopilema esculentum, 1330 nucleotides. RefSeq lists its product as uncharacterized. Gene Ontology annotation, biological process: signal transduction. Gene Ontology annotation, molecular function: protein binding. Lineage: Eukaryota; Metazoa; Cnidaria; Scyphozoa; Rhizostomeae; Rhizostomatidae. The record is from RefSeq and is a predicted model, not a curated record.
GCGCGGUUUGUUGUUGUGAAUGAAAGUGAAAGAGCUCGCAUGUAAAAUGGGAGGAAAAGAAAAUUGUUUGAAAGAUGAGGUAAUUUUAAAAGGAAAUAGUGAUGGAUUCCAAUGCACUGAACGGUUAACAAAGUGUAAGGACGCAGUUUGCUGUAUUCGGGCACUCGAUGGUAUAAAUGUAAGGCAUGGUACUGGAUUUUUUGCCAAGCUUGACAUCAAAGGUGUUGAAAUGAAAUGCAUUGUAACUAACAAUCAUGUUUUGCCAACAGAAGAGACAGCAAGAAAUGGGAAUGCAACUUUUUAUUAUGAAGGAUCAGCCACAGGCCUAGAUAUUAAGCUUGAACCAGACAAAUUAUUUUAUACACAUCAGAUUUUGGAUUACUCACUCAUUGGAUGUGAUUCAGACACAAUUGAAACUUCAUUGUGCAUAACCCCUUUGGAGUUUGUCAAUAUACAAGGAAACAUAGAUGAUGAAGUGUUUAUAUUCCAGCACCCUUACGGAGAGUCAAAGAAAGUAUCUUACCAAAAGAUUACUGAUAUACAACCACCAUUUGUAUUUUACAAAGCAGACACUGAUGAUGGAUCUUCAGGAUCACCAGUGUUUAAGAAAUUCCAGCUUCUUGCACUUCAUUCUAAAGGCUGUCUACAGAAAUACAACAAAGGGACACUAUUUUCAGAAAUUAUCAACCACUUGAACUAUGGGAUAUACACUGAACCAAGAUUGGGGCAUUUAGAUAGAACAUAUGAAAGAAAGAGGGAAUCAACAAGCAUAUUGGGUGAACAUGGUUCAAGAAAAAAAUCUAGACGGGAAAACCACAAUCCGCAAUGCGAAAUAAGCGGGGAAAAGGACCUAAGGUUAGAACCCAGUGAAAAGGAGCUACAAAACCUAGCAAAGGACUUGAUAAAUGACUGGAAAAGUCUUGGGAGAGAGUUAGAUGUUCCAAACAAAGAUAUUUUAAAGAUUCAUAAAGACAACAUUAACUAUGACGAUAUUGUCGAAAAAGCAUUUGCUAUGCUUCUGAAAUGGAAAGAGCUCAAGGGCAAUGAGGCAAAUUUUGAAAUCUUAAAAAGUGCGUUGAUAAACAUUGGUCUCGUGGCAACUGCUGAGAAACACUGUUGAACUUCUCAGACUAAGACAGGUUUAGUUGCUUGGAAAGUGAAUUUCGAAAGUACCGGAGAAGUAUUGAAACUUUAGCGUAACAAUACGUUUUUCUCAUCAGCCUCACUCGAACUAAAUGAUGUAUAUAUUGUGAAAAGUGACUCUGUCUAAACUGAUUAUCUUAUAAAAAAUUAAUGUGAUUUUAUCCAGGCAAUAUGACUUUUAAGUUAA